Messenger RNA from Durusdinium trenchii, 1470 nucleotides. NCBI's taxonomy places the organism in Eukaryota, Dinophyceae, Suessiales, Symbiodiniaceae. The record is from the annotation of a GenBank genome assembly.
AUGCAAUGGUCCCAGUGGUUCUUGCAAUUUGUCUCCGUCUUGCAGAAGGCGAAGGACAUCAUUUUGGAUGCUGUAGAUGCGACGAGCACGGCCGUGGGCUAUGUCACAAAGCGUCAUGCUGUGAAGAUGAGAAUGCGCGUGGUCCAGGCUGCUCGAUCCCAGCUCGAAAACCAGCUGAAGCAGGCAAAGGAUGAGACAAAGACAACCAAAGAUCUGGAAGUGGUGAUCGAAGGGGUUGAGUCCCGGCUCAACAUGGUGAUCGCAGGUGACCAAGUGGAUGACGAGAUGGGUAACACUCCAGAUGAUUUGGCACCAGCUGAGAUUGAUGCCAAAAUCGAGCAAGUAGGCAGUGAGAUGCAGAAGCUGUGCCAAGAAAUCCACCAAGUCCACAAAGCCGAAGAGGCUCGUGAGAUCCAUCAGCUCGUAGAGGCUAACGUUGCUGACGGUGACCGCUGGGUGGCGAUUUUGAACAGCGCCCGCCAAGGCAAUCAACCACCUGCGACGGAUGAUGCAUGGAUGCAAGUGGUGAGCAAGUGGUCACAAAACCACGAAUCAAGAAUGGCUCGUGUGCAAAGCCAAGUGACACAGGCGAAUGACAUGGCCAAGUCUGCUGCAGCUCGUGUUGAGGAGGCGCAGCUGGCCUACAAGAGGAAGCAAGAAGCGAAGAAUGAGGUUGCUGCCAAGUUGAGGAAUCACGAAGAAGCGAUUCGUGCUCAAAAAGGGACCACCGGCGAGACAGUUGCUCGCAGUCGAGAGGCAGCAAAGUUGGCCAAAGCAAUGGUGGCAAACGGCAACAUCGACAUUGAGCAGCUGAAGAGCUUGGUGGUUGGGGGCAACGCUGUUUGGGUCUUCAUGGAGGACAGCAAUCGAGUGAGUGAGUAUCCAGAAGAGCGGCGCAAGUUGGGCAUCAAGGAUGGAAUUCUGUAUGCUCAGCACGUGUGGGUGGAGGCAGAAGCUCGACACUUGCUGCUGCAAAACCGAGCACCCCAACAGUUUGGCAGCUUCCGGGCAGAUGUCGGCGCCAAACUCUUCCAUGCGCACACGGGGAGUCUCUACGAUUUCUUUGUGGCAGAGCAAUACCAGAAGAAUUGCCAGACCAACUACCAGCGCGGCAUGGUGCGUGUCGAACUCGGUCAAGGAGACACAGGCCGCCUGGAAUGUGAACUUCAACAGCAACUCGAUGAGGCUGCCGGUCAGUUGGCAGAAGCAGCCAAGAACCUGGCUGAGGAGGUGCAGAAAAAGGCACGUCUAGCCUUGUCCGUGGAGGUGUUGAAGGCCACGGCAGUUGGACUGGGGAACGGUCUCCAGAAGGUCGUGGAGGAUUUGGCCAUUGACUACCCAAAGGGUGGGAGGAUUGGAGAGGCUGCUGUGCCAGUCUUUUGGGAGCCUCCCCUUUUUAAAUUCAAUCAAUACGUGUGCUUUUUUGAGUUCUUUUUGUUUUCUUUAAAAGUAGUGAAGAACGGCUCAUAG